UUCUCUCUCUUCUUCCCCAGCUUUCUUUUCUGGUGUUGUGGUUUCCUCUGCAAUCUGCUCUGCACCUCUUUCUCGUUCUCUCUUAUCCUACGAUUCGAGACCGUGCAUAAGCUGAAAAAGGAGAAAGUAGAACUUUACGUUGAUCUAGAGGAGCUGUACGUUAUUGGAGGUUCAGGGGAAAAAAGUUUAAACUUGAAGCUUCUGAGCCGUCAUCCAAAGAGGGUAGGCAAGGGCCAAAUGGCAAAGUCUUGCAAGGGCUUGGCAAUGGAGUUGGUCAAGUGUCUUAGUGAGUGCGAUUGCGUUAAGGUUGAGAAGCGAUCGUACAGAGAAUGCGCUGGGGAGAAGAGUCCAUCAAUAUCAAGCGAAUGCAUUGGUCUGAGGGAAACAUAUUUCAAUUGCAAGAGAGGCCAGGUUGACAUGAGAGCUAGGAUUCGGGGGAACAAAGGCUAUUGAGGAGCAGUGGUAAUGUUUACCAAAUCGUGAAACAAAGUUUUGUACUUGAAUUGAAGAUUGUGAAAUAAAUUUUUUAGUUCAAUUGUAGCCGUAUUUUUUGUACUUACGACCGAUACCUUUUCCUCAAUAUUAAUAGUUUCUUUGUAGUAACCUGAAAAAUCUUGUUGAAUAUGAAGACAACUAAUUAAUAAAGGCCAAGAAUUGUACUA
This is a messenger RNA of Prunus dulcis (almond), 662 nucleotides long. Its product is annotated as cytochrome c oxidase assembly factor 5. The coding region runs from base 238 to 453 and encodes 71 amino acids. Gene Ontology annotation, biological process: mitochondrial respiratory chain complex IV assembly. The transcript has 3 exons. NCBI's taxonomy places the organism in Eukaryota, Viridiplantae, Streptophyta, Magnoliopsida, Rosales, Rosaceae. The record is from RefSeq and is a predicted model, not a curated record. Gene Ontology annotation, cellular component: mitochondrion.